GCUGCCGUCGUCUGAACCACCAACUACCACUUGCCUACCGUUCCACACCUUUCCAAUUGUCCUUGCAAACUUCCUGGACCAUGGCGGACUCUCAGACUGUGGGCUCUGCCACACCGAAACGAUCGCGCGACGAGUUCGAGAAGGACGGAGCAGUCACUAAUCCUGGAGACGAUGACGACGCAUCCUCCUCAGACGACGACGAUGACUUUGGCCCCGCCCCCCUCGCUGCGACCGCACCGCCAAAGAAGAAGCGCAAACUGCCCUACCAGAAGCUCUACGUUGCCGCCCUGCCCAGCUCAGCCCGCUACUCGCGCUCGCUCAUGCACCGCGACCAGCUCUCCUUCCUCACCCUGACCCCGCACUCCGACUUCCUCAUCACCAGCUCCGUCGACGGCAUCGUCAAGUUCUGGAAGAAGACGCCCGGCGCGCUCGAGUUUGUCAAGGAGUUCCGGAGCCAUGUGGGCGAGAUCAGGGCCGUGAGCGUGAGCGUGGAUGGGCGCAGCUAUGCGACGUGUGGUGCGGAUAGGAGUGUCAAGAUCUUUGAUGUCGCGACGUUUGAUCUGCUUGCCAUGUUGAAGCUCGAGUAUGUGCCUGGGUGUGUGUGCUGGGUGCAUGGGGGAAAGGGGGCGAGGUUUCCGCUGCUUGCGGUGGCGGAUGCGGAGAGUGCCGUGGUGAGGAUAUAUGAUGGGCGGGGCGAGAAUCUGGAGCCGCUGCAUGUGAUUGGGAGUUUGCAUAGGAAGCCUGUGACGCUGAUGGCGUAUAAUAAGGAGUACGACUGUGUUGUCUCGGCGGACGAGGGGGGCAUGCUCGAGUACUGGCGGCCGAGCGGCAGCUACGAGAAGCCCGAGAGCGUGUGGCAGAUGAAGAGCGCGACGAACCUGUUUGAGUUCAAGAAGGCCAAAGCCGUGCCGACGUCGCUGACGAUAUCCCCCACCGGCACCCAAUUCGCCACAUUCUCCUUUCCCGACCGCAAGGUGCGCGUCUUCGACUUUGCAACCGGCAAGCUGCUCAGGACAUACGACGAGUCGAUCCAGACGAUCGAGGAAAUGCAACAAGCCGGCACGGCCGCCGCGCGCAUCGACGACAUCGAAUUCGCCCGACGCAUCGCCGUGGAGCGCGACCUCGACCAGCCCGCCGUCCGAACCCGGCUCAACGUCGUCUUUGACGAAACAGGCCACUUUAUCCUCUACGGCUCGCUGUACGGCGUCAAGGUCGUCAACACGCUCACAAACAGGGUCAUGAAGCUGUACGGCAAAGACGAGCCCUUUCGCGCCCUCAACCUCGCCCUCUACCAGGGGCAACCAGACAAGAAAGCCGUCGUCACCGUUGAAAUGGCCGCGUCCGAGAAUCCGCUCCUCCAGGAAGCCGAGGCGCGAGACGCCAUGCUCGCCGCUACAGGCGCCGGCAAAGUGCGCUUCUACAUGUUUACCAACGUCUCCGAAAUAACAAAAUCAACCCGCGACAUCCAAAACGAGAAACCCACCCCGCAAUCCGCCCUGUCCCUGUCCCUGUCCAAACUCCCCACAACCCAACCCCCACAAACAGGCACAACCGCAAUCCUCCACACCACCCUCGGCGACAUCACCCUCCUCCUCAACCCCCUCGCCGCCCCCCUCGCCGUCGAGAACUUCACCACCCACGCCCGAAACACAUACUACAACAACACGCCCUUCCACCGCAUCAUCCCCAAAUUCAUGAUCCAGACCGGCGACCCCCUCGGCGACGGCACCGGCGGCGAAUCCAUCUGGGCCGGCCCACCACAUAAUAAACCCUACUUCAGAGACGAGAUUGCCCUUGAUGUGCUGCGCCAUGAUCGGCCGUAUACGGUUAGUAUGGCCAAUUCCGGGCCGGAUUCGAAUGGGAGUCAGUUUUUUAUUACGACGGGUAAGGCCGAGUGGUUGGAUGGGAAGCAUACUGCUUUUGGGAGGGCGGUUGCGGGCUUGGAUGUUGUGCAUCGGAUUGAGGGGGUGAGGUGUUGGAGGGAGAGGCCGGAGGUUGAUGUGCGGAUUGUGGAUGUGGAGAUUUUGUAGGGCUUGCUUGCUUGGAGAAGGGGGG
Molecule: messenger RNA, 2055 nt
Organism: Pseudovirgaria hyperparasitica
Lineage: Eukaryota; Fungi; Ascomycota; Dothideomycetes; Acrospermales; Acrospermaceae
Exons: 3
Coding region: 81-2030 (649 amino acids)
Biological process (GO): protein peptidyl-prolyl isomerization; protein folding
Molecular function (GO): peptidyl-prolyl cis-trans isomerase activity; protein binding
Source: RefSeq, a predicted model, not a curated record